AAAAAGCUAAAAGCCACAGCAAGAACUCCUCCACUCCCUCUACAAAGACUCUGAACAGCAGCAUAUCACAAGAACCCUUUUUUCCUCUCCCUCCCCUCAGUUUCUGUGCAUCAACUUUCUCUAUAUAUGGAGAAAUUUUCAAGAUCCAAAUCAAGCAGAGAAAGUGGGAUGCAGAAGCAGCCAACCAGCAUGAAUGAUCUCAGGAGCUACAGCACUUCCGCCUAUAAUCCUCCUCCAUAUCUUGACUGUGAUAAAAAGGGCAGCUUUAACGAGGUGAAAAUCAAGAAGAGUGGCAGUAAAAACAAUGGUUUUUCUUCAAAGAGUUGGAGUUUGAAGGUAGACCCUGAGUUCCAGAGGAAGAAGAGAGUUGCUAGCUAUAAGGCUUAUGAAGUAGAAGGUAAAAUGAAGGGUUCUGUAAAGAAGAGCUUCAGGUGGAUCAAGGAUACUUGCAACCAAGUCAUUCAUGGCAUUUGGUGAUUUUCUUUCUUUCAAUUCAUUUUUUUU
This is a messenger RNA of Sesamum indicum (sesame), 504 nucleotides long. RefSeq lists its product as uncharacterized. The record is from RefSeq and is a predicted model, not a curated record. Lineage: Eukaryota; Viridiplantae; Streptophyta; Magnoliopsida; Lamiales; Pedaliaceae.